AUGUCCUUUGCCAAUUUCUCUCAGACAAGAAAUUCAGCACUCAAUCUAGAGAAACAAACAGAGAAUCUCUUAGCGCAAUACUCCAAGUACCAGCUGGCCACGUACAGCGACCUGGUGGUGGAGGAAGAUGAGUUGGUUGAUCAAAUCAAAGACGUGUUGGCGAAAAGAGACUCGAUCAUAGGCACAUUAAACAGAUUGAGUGAAAGUGACUUGAACAUCUCGACAUCAAAGUUGCAGCAGUUACAAAGACACAAGGAAGUAUUGAUGGACCACAAGCUCUCAUUCCAAAAGAUCCAGAAUAACAUCCAUGACGAGCGCAAUCGCAACAACUUAUUGCAUCUGAUCCAGUCAGACCUUUCGGCGCAUAAACAGAGAAACGUGUCUUCAGUAACAGAUAAUGACAAUGACUAUAUUUUGGAUGAAGCCAGACGAGUGGACAAUGCUAAUUCGUUUGCAGAUAGACUAUUGCAACAGGCUUUUGAAACUCGGGAUGAGCUUUACAACCAACGAGUAUUUCUUCAGAACGCCUCAAGCAGAAUACAGAAUACAUUGCAAACCAUUCCCGGAGUUAAUGUGUUGAUAUCGCGAAUCAACACGAGGAGAAGACGAGACACGCUCAUCAUGGCAUUUGUCAUAGCGACGUGCAUUAUAGGUUUAUUCUUUUUUGCUUAG
Messenger RNA from Clavispora lusitaniae ATCC 42720, 672 nucleotides. RefSeq lists its product as uncharacterized. Lineage: Eukaryota; Fungi; Ascomycota; Pichiomycetes; Serinales; Metschnikowiaceae. Gene Ontology annotation, molecular function: SNAP receptor activity. The record is from RefSeq and is a predicted model, not a curated record. Gene Ontology annotation, cellular component: cis-Golgi network; Golgi membrane; SNARE complex. Gene Ontology annotation, biological process: endoplasmic reticulum to Golgi vesicle-mediated transport; vesicle fusion.